Drosophila willistoni is the source of this 963-nucleotide messenger RNA. It is a transcript of the gene Dtwd2, whose product is annotated as tRNA-uridine aminocarboxypropyltransferase 2. The record is from RefSeq and is a predicted model, not a curated record. The transcript is spliced from 2 exons. NCBI's taxonomy places the organism in Eukaryota, Metazoa, Arthropoda, Insecta, Diptera, Drosophilidae. The coding region runs from base 88 to 864 and encodes 258 amino acids.
UGGUGCACAGCGUUGCCAUCUGUUUUUAUUCAAUUGUUAAAUAGUUAAAUUUUGUUUCUUUGAUUUAAUUUUGAUUACUGCCAAACAAUGGAGGAAGAUGCUUGGAAUGAUCUUAUAGGUAUAAGUGCGGAUCCCCCAGACAGACGGGACAAGUGCGAACAGUGCAAGCGUCCCGUUGUGGUCUGCUGGUGCCCGGCCUUACCUCAGCCAGCCAUUUCGGUGGCCUCACAGAUUGUGAUACUACAACAUCCUGCCGAGGAGAAACGUUCCUUACGUACAGCGUUGAUGCUUCAACUUGGCCUCGAGCCGGGCAAAUGUGUUGUAUAUAAGGGCAAACGAUUUCCCAAUCAAAAGAACCAAAAAGAACUCGAGGGUAUCUUUAAUUCCGAGCAGACUUUACUUUUAUAUCCCAGUAAGGAUUCAGUGCCUUUGGAGGAAAUCGAUAGGAGUAAAGGGCCAUAUACCUUAAUCCUAAUAGAUGGCACCUGGCCCCAGGCUAAGGCCAUCUAUGCCAGCAGUCCUGUUCUGCAUCGUCUCAAGCAGGUCAAGCUCAUUGCUGUUGGCAUCAGUGACUAUAUCAUCAGGACACAGCCCACAGAGGGCUGCUUAAGUACUCUAGAGACGGCUGCCCAGUGCCUGGCUGUACUGGAAUGUCAGCCCGAAUUGCGGCAGUCUCUGGUCCGUCCUCUUCAUACCCUUUGCAAAUAUCAACUAGACAAUGGAGCUGUUGAGCAUCAGUCCAAGGAGUUCCUAAUGAAGAAUAACCAGUAUCCCAAACCCAUUGGAAAGAGGCUAAGUCGCUUGCUUAACUAUAGCAACACAGUGUGCGGUGCUGUGCCAUUAGGAAUAGAGCAAGAGACGUGAUAGCAACAUAAUUAUGCUUUAGAUAUUAAAUUGUAUUGUGCAAAUAUUUAUAAGUUUCUACUACAAAAGUACUAAUACAUAUAAUUGUCCUCGAAAGAA